UCUAAAAGAAACCAACUACCGCCAACAUGAAAAGUAUUACAAUUUUGAUUGCGUUCCUGGCUUUUGCGAAUGCUGCCCGACAACCUGCUAAAGAUGUCAUAGCAAAAUUUCGUGAGGUAGCCCCUAAAUAUUUGGACCUUAUGGUGAACGGUGAAAACGAGUUGGCCAAGAUUCGUCAGGAAGCCUCAGAGAACGUAGCCCAAUUCCACAAAACUAUUAUCGAGAUGAAAGAAUAUUACAUCAUCAACGCCGAAGCCAAAGAGGAAGGAAUCCAUAAUCAAAUUUUCAAUCAAGAUCCAUCGGUCGACAGAACGUGUCUGGGAUUCUUGAACACCAGUCUCGAUAUGAACAUGAACCUUGCUGGUGUCGGAUUCACCAAUUGCAUCAAUACCGUCGACGAGCAGUUCAACGCCUUAAUUACCAAAUACUACAAAACUCUGGGAGUCGAGGAAUCUCUCAUCGCCGAGCUUCGUCUGCUGGAUGUGUUCCGAGGAGAUAACGUGUUCUACACUCCGGAAAAUAUCAUCGCAAAACUAAACAAGAAGCUAGAGGAUCUUCAAAUCAAUCCGGAAAGCGUUGGUGCCGAUAUGGAGAAGGCAAAGGAAACUUUCCAGCAGGAUUUGGAUGCCAUUCGAUCAAACUACAAGCUGUGCAUGACCCAAACCGAGCAAAUGCUGAAAAAUUCCGCAGAUAUCCUGAUGAUGCAGCUUACCUUCAACUGUCAGGGACAGAUAGUAGAAGUGUAAAUAAUUGUUUGGUAUGCUAUCGAAUUAUCAAGUUGCAGAUUUGUAUAUUUUAUGACUCAACUAGUUCAAACGAUUCGUUUUCAACACAUAUUCAAAAUUAGAGAUUUGUAUGAAUAAACCCCAAUUUUUAUAUUCGAAUACAUUGUUGAUUCUGUAUGA
This is a messenger RNA of Uranotaenia lowii, 905 nucleotides long. RefSeq lists its product as uncharacterized. The transcript has a single exon. NCBI's taxonomy places the organism in Eukaryota, Metazoa, Arthropoda, Insecta, Diptera, Culicidae. The coding region runs from base 27 to 746 and encodes 239 amino acids. The record is from RefSeq and is a predicted model, not a curated record.